UUGAUAGUGUUAUGUUAUGAAAACUGACGUCGGCUAAUGUAAAGAAAAUUAUCAGAGAAGCAAAGUCUUGUAAACAAUCAAUGUUGCUGAAAAUGAACAUUAUUUUGAUAGGUUUUGAACACAUCAAUCUUGUUAUUUGUAAGGUUUUGAAUUAACGAAGAUUGUAACUAGAUCUAUUAGCUUACACUCUCUUCAUUGGCGGUGGGUAGAAGGAAAAGUUGGAAAGAGUAGGUUGGGUGGAUGGGAAGUCUGGAAAUUCUUGAAACUGGCAGCAAAGUUGAUAGAGUGUCAAACUAAUAAUACAGAUGUAUUCUUUUACAAUUAUGGAGGAUUAAUAUUAGCGGCCAGGGCAUGCCCAAAAAGGGCCCCUUGCCGCUUUGGUCAGAAGGGAUGUCCAUUGCUGCUGAUGUAAAAAGAACAUAUAUCAGUUGACAUCAAACAUAUUAAAAUAUCACAACAUCAAUUAACUCAUUGAUUAUUUGACAUCACUUCAAAUUUUACUACACAUUAAAACACACACCUCGUUAUUAAAUUAUCAUCUCCUUAUUUUUAAAAAAUACAAAAUAUCAUCAUGCCUUUAGUGCAUUUAGAUAAUGACUUUGAACCUAAAAGGUCUAGCAAGGAUGUUCAAGAAAUCAUCACUGUACUUGUACGUGCUGGGAUACGAGAAUGCCAGUCUUAUUCAAGCCUCUGCCACAGUUGGAUGCGGCAAGUGGAUGUAUUUGGUCGGACCACUCUGCACCUUGCUGCUUCUUUUGGCAAACUAGACAUGCUGGAGUGGAUUUUGGAAGAAAAGAAAGUGGAUUUAAAUCAGAAAGAUUUUGAGUCUGCUUGGACUGCUUUACACAGGUCACUGUUCUAUGGACAGCUUAAUUGUGCCAGGCUCCUGACACAGUUUAACUGUGAUCUACAAGUACGUGAUGCUGAAGGCUUAAGUCCUUUGGAUAUGCCCAUGAUGGAUAGACCUUCAAAUGUAACAUAUUCUGCUAUAGAGCCCAAUGAAGUGUACACUUGGGGGGAAGAUCACAACAGUACAUUAGGCCACAUCAGUUCUCAUAAGAGGUCAUCACCAGAAGCUGUGGACUAUUUUAAGAAAUCGGCAAUCUCCAUCAAACAGGUUGUUCUCAGCAAAUACCACAGCGUGUUUCUGUCUCAAGCUGGUCAUGUGUACACAUGUGGACAUGGUCAUGGAGGUCGAUUAGGGCACAGUGACCAAAAAACCAUUCUGAUUCCAAGGUUGUUAGAAAGUGUUCAGGAACAUACAUGUCUAGAGAUAGCUGCUGCUUGUGAUCACACUGCCUUGAGAAUGGCGGGUGGACUUGUGUAUACCUUUGGUUUGAACACCUACCACCAGCUAGGCCUUACCCCACUUGUAGACUGUAGUCCUAUUCCCAAGUUGAUGAACUUAAAGCCCUUGAAAGGAAAAAGCAUCAGCGGGGUGUGUGUUGGUCGAUUUCACACAGUGAUCUGGACACCAGACAGUGUGUUUACUGUUGGCUUAAAUGCUGGACAGUUAGGUCAUCAGAGGGGUGACAAAAAUCAAAGCAUAUUGCGUCAAGUCUCCUAUUUGCGUCACACUGAUAUUGGCAUAUCCAGAGUGGCCUGCUCAGAUGCUGCUACAGUUUGCCUGACAACCAAAGGAGAUGUGUACAUCCUGCAUGAAUACCAGUGCAAGAAAAUAGCAUCAAAAUGGCAAGAUAUUGAGCAAGUUCUAGUGACUGGCGGUAACUUGGAUCAUAACAUAGGCCUUGACAUUCUUAAAGAGACCAGGGGUCAAGAGCUGAGAGUCCUCAUGAAGAAUGAGCCUGGUCAGAUAUUCUUGUGGCGCAACAGCAGCCCGAGUCUAAAGCGCUGCCGCUUUAAUUUGAAGCGCCAGCUGUGGAUUUCAGAUGUAACAAUGACAUGGUCAUCACUUCUGCUAGCCACUGAGCGAGGUGAAACUUUCAUUGGUUCUAUACCCACCAAGCCAGUGUCUGCAUAUGUCAAGGAUCAUGAUGUCAAACAGGGCAAAGAUCAAAUCAGAGAUUGUGGUGAUGGAUUUGAUCAGCCAAGACUCUUAGACCUUCUCCUGAAAGAUGAAAUGGAAGAGAUUUCUGUGAAGAGAGUCCCUUACAUCCAUAGAGCUGUACUUGUGGCUGCAGACAAGAAGGGUCGAGACUUUGCUGUAGUCCAGGCUUUACCUAAUUGCUGUAUGACUGAGUUCCCUAUGGUGACAUCUUCAGAAAUAAAUGAGCAGUUUAAACAUCUGUGUGAUUAUUCAGACAUAGAUGACAAUAUUAGCGAUGCUGUCAUUCAGGUGGGCAACAGGUCCUGGCCAGUACACAAGUACAUCAUAUCGGUCAGAUCUGAUUAUUUUCGCAAUGUGGUCACCACUGGUCACAACUUGAAAGGGGAGAAACUUGUCCUGAAGGUGGACAAUAUUAGUCCAGAGAUCAUGAAGCAACUCAUCUACUUUAUCUACACAGACUCUUGUGAUUACCUACAGCUUGGCCAUAAGAUUAGCCACCACCAAUCUCCUGCACUGAACAGCUCUGAAGGCAAAAGAAACUGUGACACUGUGAAUAAUGUAUCUGAAGAGGCAGUGACCAAAGGGCUCUCUGCAUUCCAAGUUCACCAGAAGCUCAGCAGUAAGGCCCACAAGAAGGACAGCUUGAACAAACUUACACAGAACGAUGAGAGUCAGCAAUCUCAGAAUCCUGUGAAAUUAUUGCAAGAGGCUGCAAGGAGAUUUGGUGUGAAAGGGCUGUCAAAGAGGCUAGACACUGUGAAAUGCAGCAGUGAUCUUAUCAUUUCUCAGGGUAAAAAUCUGGUCAAACCAAAAGUCAGAUUUGACAGAAGUAAACUACCUGAACUCUAUGAUGUCAACAUAAGAAGUGAAGAUGGGGAAGAAAUCCAGUGCCACAAGUGUGUACUUGUUGCCAGGUUGGAGUAUUUUUACAGCAUGUUGUCCACUGGCUGGGUGGAGACAUUCAACACUACCACCUUAAGUCUGCCUAUUCCUGGCCAGGUACUGAAGAUUCUCAUUGACUACCUCUACUGUGAUGAGGCCCCAUAUUUAAAAGACUUAGGCAAUGAAGAGCUCCUGUGUAGUGUACUUAUUGUAUCUGAUCAGCUGCUAGCUUCCAGACUAAAAGAGAUGUGUGAAGUAGCACUAGCAGACACAAUUACUUUUAAAAAUGUUGGAGAACUAUUAGAGUUUUCAACUAUCUACAAUGCCAAGCAAUUGAAAGUGGCUUGUCAGCAGUUCAUAUGUCUCAAUCUUCCUGCUAUGUUAGAAGGGCGUUACCUUGAUGUCCUCAGUCAAGAUGCAAUGGAGGCUCUGACUGUUUACUAUAGAUCUAUUAUCCCAAACAUGGCCUACAGAAUGCUGACACCAGAAACUGGGGGGCCUUACCAAGAAUACAUUGAUGAGGUCAUGUCAGAGUUUGAAGCUUCAGAAAGGGAUACCCCAAAUGACCCAGGCUCUGUCAAAAAGGUCAAACAGGCCAAGAAGGUCAAAGGGAAAGUUAAAAAGAUUACAUCAGGGGAAGAGAGGAACAAAUCAACAGGCAUGGUAGCUGGCUCUCCUAGAAGUGCAGUGAUGCAUCAAGUAUCUACAGGUUCAGAUGUCAGCACAAAGGCAGCUGAUGAUGUCAUGGCUGUGGUGGAUGAUCUAAAAAAGCAAGCUCAGGAAGAUGACAAAAAACUGCAAGCUGCAGCUGCUGCUAGAAGUAAAGACAAAAUGAAAUGGAAGCCACUGAUGCUACAGGAUGAGAAGAUGCCCCCAACAUUAUCAGCACCUACUCAGCCAGAGGCUGUCCCACUCUGGACUGGUAACAUGAGAACUUUGUCCAAAUCUGCUGGCCAGGGACAAAGAUCUCCAAGUUUUACAGACAGUACUUCUGUAAAACCAUUGGUCAGUCCAGAGUCACCAGUUACUACCAGUCCCACUAGCCUGAGAGAUAUCAUGUGCCAGGAAUCACAGACCAUUGAAAAGACAAAGAGUAACUUUUCAGCUAGGAUUUCCUGGAAGGAUGUCAAGAAGCAGCAGAGUAAAGAACUUAAGGAGAAACAACAGAAACAGACCCUAGUUGAACUUAGUGACAGACCCCAAGCUAUCACCUCUCCAAAACCUGUCAAAAAUCCAUGGACAUCAGCAGGCAGUAAUGUUGUGAAGUCUUUACGUGACCUGAUGAUCCAGGAAGAAAAAGCUGUUUCUGCACCUGUCCCGAUACCAACAUCAAAGAAAGACAGACAUCUGAGUGAUACAAGCAGUAUAGGAAGCUUGGGAUCUCUUGGAAUGUCUCCAAGGUCACCUAGUGGAGAUGCUGUUGCAAUAAGUAAGUCAGGAGGAGAGAACCCAUGGACAAAGAGGAUAGCCAUGGCUGCAAGUCCACCUCCUGCUGCAAUCAAUUUCUCAGCAAUACUGAAAGAUGAAAAAGAGAAAUCUGAAACCUUAGUCCGCACCCAGCAGAAACCUUUAGCUUUGAUUCAGCUAGAAGAGCGUGCCAUGAAUGAGCUGUUGGAACAUUACCGAGCAGGUCAAGAGACAGAUAAGUAUAUCACCGUAGAGCGUGUCAGUAAAGCCAUGGCAGUGCCAAUGUGGCACAGGGACAGCAAGUCUGUUGGUCACCUUCUUUGAUGUUUUGUUGUCAUUUAUGUGUUAGUUUUUUUAACUUUGAAAUACAUGUUACAUCUAGAAUUAAAGAUGCUUACCAGAGUCUUUAUUCUAAUGAAAAUUAUUUAUUUAUUGAAAAUCCUUGAUCCUGUUUUUAUUGUUCUUCCAUUGUUUUGAAAUGAUGCUUGUUCUGUGUUAUUUUUUGAGAUGCUAAGUUGUUUGAAGUACCUUACAAUUAUGUACUGUAUAAGUUGGCAUGUGAUUUAUUAUUCACUAUUUGGAUACUAGUAGAUGUAGAUACUUCAAACACACUAUUGUUGAACUAAAUGGUCUAUGACUAUGUUAUGACUAUUCUGUGAUGACAUCAGUUUGAUUCUGUUCUCACUUGUUGAAUGACCUCCUUUGUUAUCCACUGCCAGUCUGGUUGGAUCAUUACUACAAAUAUUGGAUCCUUUGAAAGUUUGUUAUUAACUUAGUGACUUGCAAGCUGGCAUGGUCUUUACCUAGUUUACUUUUGAAAUGAUAUAGCACUUGUAGUAGACUCUAUGUUUUGUUUAUGAGAUAUUUGUAUUGGUAACUAUGUACUAUUAUUUUUGUUUUACAUUUAAUACAGCGCUUGGUUUAUCUGAUCAAUGCUCAUUUAGUAAUCUCUAUCCAAAUAGCAUUUGUGGACAUUUUUUUUGGGGUAGAGUGUUGAAUACUAAAACUGAAAGAGCUUUAUUUUGUAUGGGCAUUAGUUGCUUGAGUGGCAUAAACCACUUGGUUACCUAUCAAGGAGGCUUGAGUUUGAUUCCUGACUUUGGCUGAGCAUGGCAGCAUGGAAUCCUCCCCUACCCCCACUGGUUUCUAAAAGAGAUUGGACCAUAGUGCACUGAGUGUACUAUAGCAUGAGCUAUACGCUACAUAAAAGCAGGGAAAAAAACUUUCCCUAUUUUUUUCAUAAUCUAUAAGCUUUAAAAAAUAUGUGUUUUUUAAAAACAUGAUUGUUUGUUGUUUUUAUUUGUGCAAAAACAAUAUUUUAGAAAAAAAGUAUAUAUAUACUUUUUACAAGAAUUGGCAUUUUCACUUUGUAUUUCUAUAAAUAUGUUUUAGUAAUUCUUGUGAUAUAAGACAUAUGAAAUGUUAUUAUUAUAUAUAGUCAUGUAAAUUAUUAUGUAACUAUUACAUAUUAAAUACAAUUUAUAAUAUCUGUUCCAUACAUUUGCUUGCUGUUGUAGACUCUUUAUCAUUCUUGCCAAUUAUAACUAGUUUUUAUUGUUCUGAAUAGGUUAUAACUAUUCUAGCAGUAAUAUUAUGAUCAUCCUGGAUUAUUCAUGCACUUAGUGCAUUUUCUUUAUAGUUUUGAAGUUUUUUGUUGUUGGUCAGCCAACUCUGUACAAAAUGACUUCAACAAUUUGCACAUGGUAUUAACAUUUGCUACAAUUAGGUCAGCUUGUUCUUUAAGACUGGUUCUUGCCUAGUAAUUCCCUCAUUAUGACCUGACAUGAUGAUUUCUUGUCAACACUCAGAAUCAGGUCCGUAUAAGACAAGUGACUACAAGGCCCUGUGUUUUUACUUUAAAAACAUCUUGAUCUUCAUACAUUGUUGACCAGAUCUGAUUGUGUUGCUUCCCUUGUAUAAGCUGGAAACAUUUCCUUCCUGGUCCUGUUUAUUGUAAGGCAGCUCCUUUGAACAUUUAUUUUGGCAUUACUUAACUGCUAAAUGACAGACUCCUCAAUUAAAUCAUUUAUUUGAUUUGUGGAUUUAAAUAUUCUCAGUCUAAUAGAUUUGAAUAAUGUGGCUGCAUGCUAUAAUUUAUGUAAAGUAAAGCAAAACCAAUGGACUGAGUUCACUCUACCACAGGAUGACAGGCAGUUUGGUUUGUGGUAUUUGCCGACUGUUUGUAAGGUUUGUGUCAUGUUGAGUUCAGAUGUUUAUAUCACAAUAGAACAUUUGACUUCAAUGUUUAGGGUUACUGUUUUUUUUUUUUAUGAGUUUUGUUUUAGUCUUGCAUUGAAGUGACCUUUAAAACAUGUUCUGAUGUUGAAUGUUAGAAUGAUAAAUGUUGACACUUCAGGUUGUGCUGUUUGAUUUGGUUUGUUGUGUCAAGCUGAAGAAGAUAUUUCCCACUUUGACUUCCAUUGAGUAACAAACUGGAGCUGUUUUGAAAGUGAACAUUAUUUGUGGGGUUAAGAUUGAAUGUUUAAGCUUUUUGAUUGGUAUUGCAUUUAUCUUAAUGCUAAUUUAGUUGUUUCCAAACUCACAUGAUUAAACUUGUUGACAUCGA
This is a messenger RNA of Biomphalaria glabrata, 6863 nucleotides long. Its product is annotated as inhibitor of Bruton tyrosine kinase-like. The transcript is spliced from 28 exons. Bases 572 to 4621 code for a protein of 1349 amino acids. Lineage: Eukaryota; Metazoa; Mollusca; Gastropoda; Planorbidae. Gene Ontology annotation, molecular function: protein binding. The record is from RefSeq and is a predicted model, not a curated record.